Messenger RNA from Anthostomella pinea, 375 nucleotides. The record is from the annotation of a GenBank genome assembly. NCBI's taxonomy places the organism in Eukaryota, Fungi, Ascomycota, Sordariomycetes, Xylariales, Xylariaceae.
AUGUCGGCGUCUCAGGCCGACUACAAGGACCGGCAGUUCCUAGCCGUCAUCGGGGACGAGGACUCGGUGACGGGCCUGCUGCUGGCCGGUAUUGGCCACGUCACGAACCCGCCCGACUCGCAGAAGAACUUCCUAGUCGUCGACAGCAAGACCGAGAACGCGGCCAUCGAGGCCGCCUUCGACUCGUUCACGACGAAGCGCAAGGACAUCGGGAUCGUGCUGAUCAACCAACAUAUCGCGGAGAAGAUCAGACAUCGCAUCGACACCUACACGGCCGCGUUCCCGACCGUCCUCGAGAUUCCCAGCAAAGAGCACCCUUACGACCCCGAGAAGGACAGCGUGUUGAGACGGGUACGGCGGUUGUUUGGAGAGUGA